Mercenaria mercenaria is the source of this 676-nucleotide messenger RNA. Its product is annotated as complement C1q-like protein 4. Lineage: Eukaryota; Metazoa; Mollusca; Bivalvia; Venerida; Veneridae. The transcript has 5 exons. Bases 120 to 614 code for a protein of 164 amino acids. The record is from RefSeq and is a predicted model, not a curated record. Gene Ontology annotation, molecular function: protein binding.
CGUUUAUAUUUAGAAACCGUAAAGAUUUCAAUAGCUUUAACAUUUGUAGUUUUCCUUAAGUACGCUUUCUUAAGUUCAACAUUGUGCGUGUAAGACUGGUUGAGAGAAUUAUUAAAGACAUGUUACUAUUCCUCUUAUACAGUACCGCCUUUGGACUAGUGGUUUGUCAACAAGACAGUAAUGAAGUAGCAUUCUCGGCUGGUCUCACACAUGAUAUUGCCAUCCUGCAUGCAGAGAAAGUAGUUUACGACAAAGUGUUCACUAAUGUCGGGGGAGGAUAUGAUAAUACAUCUGGCAAUUUCAAUUGUCCUGUAUCGGGCGUAUACGUAUUUCAGUUCCACGCACUUGCACACCAGGACAAAUCUACGUGGCUAGAGCUGUACCACAAUGCUUACUAUAUCGCAUCAAUCUACGGUCAUACUGUUAACGAUUAUGCCAGUGGCGGCAAUUCUGUCAUUCUGAAACUAUCCAAGGGGGACCAGGUGUACGUAAAGGCUGUAGAUAACAGCUAUGGUACAGACACGAAUAUGUAUGGUAGACCAGACGAGAUCUACUCAACAUUUAGUGGCUAUCUAAUUGCACCGAUUUAUGAGGAAAUACCUACUGUCGGUUGAUAAAUAUCCAAUAUGAAAACCCUGAAGAUCGGAGUUAAUAAAACAAUGUAAACUGUUUAUAA